Molecule: messenger RNA, 1396 nt
Organism: Chrysemys picta bellii (western painted turtle)
Lineage: Eukaryota; Metazoa; Chordata; Testudines; Emydidae
Source: RefSeq, a predicted model, not a curated record
GGUAUAGUAGGUACACAUCUCUGGCUCGCGCAGAUUGUGUUCGGGCUCACCCACAGAGACCAGAACGCGGGGGUAUCACUCAGGGCAGCGCCCGGAAAAAACAACAAACAAACAAAAGCCGGGGCUCGUCGCCCUGAGGCUCGGAGUUAGAGUCAAGUCGGGCGUGUGACUGGAGCCCUGGCCGGCUGUGUGUGUGUGGCCUGGGAAAGGUGCCGUGGGCUGGCCCGGUAGUAUCGCCCGCAGCGUAGCGGGCGUUCGUUUGGGCGGGCGGUUCGAAGCGCCGGCUCCAGAGCGGAGGCCGCGCGGGUUCCGAGCUUACCGCGGCCUCAGGGGACGGGGUAGCAGGUGAGGCUGGGCUUGGCCCCCUGUGGUAUUGUCAUUACGCUCCUUGCCGUAACAUUGAAUCUGAGAAAUGGAGAGUGACAUUCUUCAAGUUUAUGAAGAUGAAAUUCAUUCUUUGGAAGAAGAAAUUGAACUGUUAACUCAAAAGUUUGAAAGCAAACAAGAAUCUACAUUUUAUUCUGAUGAAGAGAUACAAAUAUCAAUAAAAUCACUCCAAGGAGAAGCUAAACAACAUGAAUCCCCACCAGAUCUGAAAGCUGAACUUGAUUGUUUAGAAUCUGACCUCUCUUUUUUAAUGAAAUUUACUGGCAUUUGGUUCACAAAUUACUCCAAGGAAACAGUGGAAAAAACUGGAAACAAAACUAUACAGAAACACAGAUUAUCAGGAAAUUGCUAUUCACUGCCUUUUCAGAUGGAAUUUCAACUUCUAGAAAUACAGCCUGGAGUGCAAGUUAAUUGCCAGGAUUAUAGUAAUGAAAGCAUAUCUGCUGCUGUUACUGACCUCAGCAUUAUAAUGGAAUGUGGUGAAUAUUCAGAUUUAAGCAAGUUUGUGUCCAGUGCCGAAGAACGAGGAAACCUUUUGCUGUUUUUCAGAAGCCUUUCAUCCUUUGCUGAGUGGUGUGAACAUCGCAAAUGCACCUUCAAACAUUUCAAGUUCACAGGAUGGUCCUUCGCUGGCAGUGAAUCUGUUUGUACAGGGAAAGGAGACUUGUCUGAAAACCGGCUGCUUCCUUUGUUGCAGAAGUUGGAAGGUGUGUACCUGUUCUGGGUACUGGGAUGGUAAGGCCCAUCACUUCAACUGAGGCGGAGGACCCACAAAGCCCAGUGAGCAAAUGAUUACAGGGAACAAAACCUCAGUCUUGAAGUAUUACUUUGGGUACAAAAUUAACAUUAGUGAGUUCCGUAAAAAGAGAGUAAGUUUGGUUAGCACCUAAGUUCCAAACUAGUUAUGAAAUCUUUUGUAUGUUAACAGUGUUUUCCAUAGUUCCAUAUUCCACUGUUCGCAUGGCACAGUUGUAGCCGGUAUCGCAAGAUAUUUACUUGCCAGAUAUGG